CACAGGCAUUCCACACCAGGGAGAGCUGCCUGAGGAAAUGGGGCCUUCAGCUCCCACUGGGGAUGGCCAUGCUGCCCCUUAGACAAAGCCUCAGUCUCCCACAGGCAUUUACCAGCUGACCCCACUGCUGCUGUGGCUGCUGGAUGUGAUAGACCAUCUUAGUCAGGGCCUGGCUGAUCUAGAGAGGACAUCCACACUGGGGAGACAAGGGGUCAGGGAACUAGUGACAGAAAUCCAGCAUGCUUGAAGAAUCUCCGAGUCAGGAUUAGGAGGCCAAACACUAGUAGCACAGAGGACUUCUGCCUGGCUGCAGGAGGACUAGGGCAACACUCAGACAGAAUCCUGGGUCAGGGUCCCAUGGGCUGUGUCUUCCUCUCAGUCCCAUCAGAAAAUCACCACAGCCCCUCAGCUCCCAAGGGGCAGUUCUGAUUCUCCAUUCCUCUAUAUUCAUCAACGGCUGACUACAAAGAUGUGAGAAAGCCAGGCUUACACCGAGGUUCCCACCUGAGCACUCCGAGGGCCUUAGGCAGCAACGCGGGCGCGUCCUUGGCCUAUUGCCAAUGCCAGCAGCGGCACCACCAGUCUGGAGCAGCACAGCACCCAGAAGGCAGCCUGGAUGCUCAGCCACCACUGGGCUCUGAGAUCCGAGUCCUGACUCUGCUAGGUUUCUAAUCCCUCAUCUUGUCGCCCAAUCCCUUCUGGACUCAAGGCAAUGCAGCCUCAAAACCAGGACCAGGUGCUGCUACCGAAUACAUUUCCUCCUGAGUGUUCGUCUUCGGGCCCCUCACAGUUUGUGGACUCCCCUCAUCCCAACAUCCAGCCUCAGUCUCUGCAUCAACCCCUCCGUUCUCCUCACCCACUUUUCUCGUCCUCCCCGCAGUCCUACCUCUCCUCCUCCUCACUUCCACAGCCCCACUCUUCCAGCCCUCACGUCUGCUCUUAUGAUGCUAAUUCUGACUUAGCUCCACACCCCUGUUCCUCCUCUCUCCCAAGUUGCCCCACUUUUUUUCACCAGAGCUACCCUUACCUCUCCCUUCCACAUUCCUCUUCUCCCUGGAACUACUACUGGUUGUACCCCUCUCCUCCUCUUACCCACCCCUCCUCUCCUUCCCAGCCACAGAACUCUUUUCCCGGAUCCCACUGCCAAUCCCCUUCCUGCCCCAAAGACCUCCCUAGCUCCCAACUCACACCCCCCAGCCCUUCCCUUACUUCUCCAGGGGUCCACUCGAACAGGCAGGCAUGGCACUGGCGCAGAGGAACCAGGUCUCCUGGGGUGGGAGUGGGGUGCACGGCAGACAAGAGGAACCCUGCAGAGUUCAGGGACCCAGGGGCCCUGGCCCAGGCCUUAGUGGCCCAGCUGGGGCUUCGACGCAUCGCACGAGACCUGCGGCUACUGCUUUUUCAGUACUUGUGGCUUGGCAGAACCAACGAGGCCCCAGUAGUGGAGUAUCCUAUAUGCCUAGUGUGCCUCCAGCCCCGAAGUCCUUCUUGUCCUAUCCCCAGGUACAGUACUAUACCCCGGCUGCUUGCCUUCCCUCAACUACUGCCCUGUGCUCCAAACCAAGAAUCUGGGCCACUCCGAAUAGGCAUUGGCUUUGGCCUCCGCCUGCCCCUGGGCGAGGCCAGGGCCUUGAAUCUGUUGCCAAAAAGAAGGCAGGAGGAAGUAGGGCCUGGGGGCAAGGCUACUCAGUCCCCUCCAUGUCAAGAACCUGCAGCCCAGGGCCCCAGAGCUAGGGCCCAGGCAGAUUCAGCUCCAGGCACACCCUCCCAGGCCAGGAGCCUCAGGUCUGCACAUCUUCAAACACCAGACUCCACCCGAAGCUCAGGGCCUCCACCUCAGGCCCCAGAACAAGCCUCCCCAAAGCCCAGGCCUUCUCCAGCCCCAAGCUGUCCUGGAUGGCCAGAGCCUUUUCCCCAAAAGUUCUCAUCCUAGUUCCAGAGUUAUAGAGGAUCCCUGGACUUCCCCAUCCAAACCCCAGGCUCUCCACCAAGCCCCAGAUCUCAGGGAGCCGCAGAGACACACUGAAGGGCUGGCUGGCUGGAGGUCAGCUAUGUUCUCCUGUUCUGAACCCUGGAAACCCCCUGUGGAGUCUUCUUUCUCCUGGCUGAAGUGGACUAAGGGCACCAGAGGCCCCAUUCAGUCUUCAUUGUAUCCAAUAAAGCCUGACUUGAACGCU
Chinchilla lanigera (long-tailed chinchilla) is the source of this 2177-nucleotide messenger RNA. RefSeq names its product proline rich 30 (gene Prr30). Bases 713 to 1933 code for a protein of 406 amino acids. The transcript is spliced from 2 exons. The record is from RefSeq and is a predicted model, not a curated record. Lineage: Eukaryota; Metazoa; Chordata; Mammalia; Rodentia; Chinchillidae.